AUGAAAAACAUUUUAAAAAACUAAUCAAGUAUUAAUAUAAAAAUGAAUAAUAUUAAAUAAAAUAAAAAGUUAACUUAUUAUUUUUUGAUAACAUUGAGCAUUCAUAUUCUAAAAUAAUAUAAAGUAAAUGCGAACUAAAUAAAUAACAUAUAGCUAAAAAAUUUUAUGAUGAAAUUGAAUUCAAUUGUCCGGUUAAAAUACACUUAAUUAGAAUUGUAAAGCCUGGAUAAGAUAUUCACUAAUAAUUUAAAUAAUUAAAAACAGUUACAGAUAAGGAUAGAUAAUUUAAAAGCCUUGAAAUUUAUUAUAAAGAAAUUCAAUAGAUUAAUUCUCGAUAUAGAUUAAUUUUAAAUUAAAAAAUAAUUUCAGAAAGCAAAACUUUAAAUUAUGAUGUUUUAAUUCCUAUAUAAAAUGGAGUUUGUACAAACAAUCUUAUUUUUAGAGGAGAAUAUGUUAAAUUAACUACUAAUAGACAAAAUAAAAUAAAAAUAUAUAUUUUCUGUAUUAAUCAUUUUUUUUCUUAUAUUUUUUUAUUUUAAAUAAAAAAAAAAUCUUUUUUUAAAGAUUUUUUUUUUUUUUUUUAAAAAAAAAUAAAAAAAAUUAUAUUUUUAUUUAAAAUUAUAUAUAAUUAAUUUAUAAAAAAUAGUGAAAAAAUAAUAAAAAAUAUAAAGAAAAACAAUAUAAAGAAGAAAUUUUAAGUAAAAUAUAAUAAACUAAUAUCCCCUAAAUAAUAGCAUAGGAACAAAUUAUAAAUAACAUAUAAAAAAAUAACAAUAUUACCAUAAACUAUGA
This is a messenger RNA of Ichthyophthirius multifiliis, 792 nucleotides long. RefSeq lists its product as hypothetical. The transcript is spliced from 4 exons. The record is from RefSeq and is a predicted model, not a curated record. Lineage: Eukaryota; Ciliophora; Oligohymenophorea; Hymenostomatida.